CAAACAUUCAAACAUUGGGACAGACAAACAGACAGACAUCCAGAGAUACAUGCACCAUCGUAUGUAAAUGUAACAACAAACGGAACGAUGGAUGGAUUUCUUUCCUAGAAUUUAAACAGCUACGAGUACAACUACAAGAAGAGUUACACGGUUGUUGUAACAAAAUAAAGAAAAGAAAAAAAAUAAGAAAAUUAAAUGAAGUAAAAUAAAAUAAAACAAAACAAAAACAUAAAAUUAUUGCCAUAAUUGCAUGAGAGUUAAGUGAAAAUUAAAAGAAAAAUACACACAACAACAACAACAAAAAACCGAAGAAGAUUCCAAAACUCAAAUAAUAAAAGAAAAAAAACAAACAAGUGUUUCCAGAGUAACAACAAUCAACAUUGUUAAAGUCUUUGUUGCUGUUGAUAGUAGCGAUUUUUUUGUUGCAUUAAAUUAAUUGUUAAAUUGAUGAACAAGUUUUAUUUUUCUUAACAACUGUUUAACAGACAACAAACCAACCAACAAAACAAAACAGUAACAGCGUCAUAUCAACAUCCAGUUUAAAGAUUUGAUCGCUUCGCAUCUGUAGAUUAACUAACUAACAAUUCUUUUGAGAAUAAAAUUUAUUAAGGUCUCAGAUAGACAGACGGCAAAAAAACAAUAACAGACAACGUGUUUUCUGAUAUUCAAAAACAUCAGAAUUUUGAGCCUCGUUUCGAGAGCCUACAAUGGCAGUAUCCUGCCCUGAAGUUAUGUACGGUGCUUAUUAUCCAUAUUUAUAUGGCCGUGCUGGACCAAGUCGUUCAUUUUAUCAAUAUGAAAGAUUUAAUCAGGAUUUGUAUUCAUCAUCUGGUGUGCAAUUGGCAUCGUCCAGUGCAUCGGGCAGUUCACAUUCACCCUGCAGUCCUAUAUUACCGCCAUCGGUGAGUGCCAAUGCGGCGGCAGCUGCUGUGGCAGCAGCUCAUAAUACAGCAGCGGCAGUUGUGGCAGCCGCAGCACAAACAGCAAAUCAGGCCUCAUCAUCCUCUAGUUUAAGUGCAAAUUUACCUUUGAGUGCGGGCAGUAGCGGUAGUAGUGGGGCUGGCGGUGGAGGCGGCGGCAGCGGCUCUAUUGCUGUCGGCACAAAUGUUACGGGAGCUAUACAUGGCAGUGCGGGCGCAAGUCUGAUGGGCAGUAGUAUUGGCAAUACUCUACACAGUAGAACACAUACCAAAGAAGAGGAUCUGGGUGCGGUACCACGUAAUGAUGCUGAAGCACGUUUAGUGGGUGCUCAUCAUCAUAAUGAGUCGUCGUGUUCCUCGGGUCCAGAUUCUCCGCGCCAUCAUUCGAUGCAUCAAGGAGGUGGUGCCCAAGCAAAGGAUUUGCCCUUGGAUACCACCAGCAUAAAUGCUGGCCAAGGGAGAGCACAAUAUUUAUCAGCCACCUGCGUCGUUUUUACAAAUUAUUCCGGUGAUACAGCCAGCGUCGUGGAUGAACAUUUCUCACGGGCUCUCAAUUUCAACAACAAAGAAAGUAAAGAAUCAACCACACCAAUGUCUACUCGUAAUUUCCCACCUUCAUUUUGGAAUAGCAAUUAUGUGCAUCCUGUAACGGCAACGACACAUCCGCAGAUGAGCGAUUUGUAUUCAUCUGAAGGCGGUUAUGCAACAGAUCCUUGGGUACCCCAUGCAGCGGCUCACUAUGGGACCUAUGCACAUGCUGCCCAUGCUCAUGCGGCCCAUGCUCAUGCCUAUCAUCAUAAUAUGGCGCAAUAUGGAAGCCUCUUGCGUCUACCCCAACAGUAUGGCCACAGUUCAAGACUGCAUCAUGACCAACAGACCGCCCAUGCGUUAGAAAGUGCUGCUGCGUAUUCCAGUUACCCCACAAUGGCUGGUCUAGAAGCUCAAGUUCAAGAGUCCUCUAAAGAUUUAUAUUGGUUUUAAGGAUUAUUCAUAACAAGCACAGACUUGAAAAAAAGGACAUCCUAAAACAAACAAAUGAAAAAACAAAAGACAGACAGGAAUAUUAACGAACUGACACACUCAAAAAGGUUUUGUGGAUAAACAGAAAAACAAGCAAAAAAAAAAAUAGUUAAAUACAUAAAUAAAAAAUAAAAACAAUUUGAAUUUAAAAGGAAACAUAAAAACAACUAAAGUAUUUCAAAGGAUUUGUAAUUAAGUAAAAAAAAUUCUUAUUUAAUAAAUCAAAAAAUGUGCAACAAUUUUUAGAUUUAGUUUAAAAUAAAUUCUUUCUGAUGGGUUGUUUUUAUUUAUUUAAUUUUUUCUAUUAUGUAUUUGAAAUUCUUUAACAAAUUUAAGAUUAAUAAAAAUCAUUUCUUUCAACUCAGAAAACAAAAUAAAAAACUAAAACUAAAACAAAC
This is a messenger RNA of Calliphora vicina (urban bluebottle blowfly), 2338 nucleotides long. It is a transcript of the gene vg, whose product is annotated as vestigial. Gene Ontology annotation, cellular component: nucleus. Bases 708 to 1901 code for a protein of 397 amino acids. The transcript has 7 exons. Gene Ontology annotation, biological process: regulation of transcription by RNA polymerase II. The record is from RefSeq and is a predicted model, not a curated record. NCBI's taxonomy places the organism in Eukaryota, Metazoa, Arthropoda, Insecta, Diptera, Calliphoridae.